GGAGAAGGACGAGGCGCUGGAGGAGAAGCUGAGGAACUUAACUUUCCGGAAGCAGGUCUCUUACAGGAAAGCAAUCUCCCGGGCAGGCCUCCAGCAUCUGGCUCCUGCACAUCCCCUCAGCCUUCCUGUGGCAAAUGGUCCAGCAAAGGAGCCCAGAGCGACUCUGGACUGGAGUGAGAACGCCAUGAACGGGGAGCACCUGUGGCUGGAGACCAACGUCUCAGGCGACCUCUGCUACCUGGGAGAGGAGAACUGCCAAGUCCGAUUUGCAAAAUCCGCUCUCAGGAGGAAGUGUGCAGUCUGUAAAAUCGUGGUCCACACUGCCUGCAUCGAGCAGCUAGAAAAGAUUAAUUUCAGAUGUAAACCAACAUUUCGGGAAGGGGGCUCGAGAUCACCAAGAGAAAAUUUUGUGCGUCAUCACUGGGUGCACAGGCGCCGGCAGGAGGGAAAAUGUAAGCAGUGUGGUAAGGGCUUCCAGCAAAAGUUCUCCUUCCACAGUAAAGAGAUUGUGGCUAUCAGCUGUUCCUGGUGCAAGCAGGCGUUUCACAAUAAGGUGACCUGCUUCAUGCUGCAUCACAUUGAGGAACCCUGCUCCCUGGGGGCCCAUGCUGCUGUUAUUGUCCCACCCACGUGGAUCAUUAAGGUGAAGAAACCUCAGGUGAUCUCCAUACCAGGAGAUGAACUUGAACUUGGUUGGGCGGGAGACGGACCUGGUUGGGCGGGAGACUGGAGCCCCUCAGAGAAUUUGGGAUUCUUCCAUUUUUACUGGGAGGGUUGGCAGAACUCCCUGAAGGCUUCAAAUCGGAAGAAGAAGAGAACAAGUUUUAAAAGAAAAGCUAGUAAAAGGGGAACUGAACAGGAAAACAAAGGCCGUCCUUUUGUGAUAAAGCCCAUCUCUUCACCUCUCAUGAAACCCUUGCUUGUAUUUGUGAACCCUAAGAGUGGAGGCAACCAGGGAACCAAAGUCCUUCAGAUGUUCAUGUGGUACCUGAAUCCACGACAAGUCUUUGAUCUUUCUCAGGAAGGGCCAAAAGAUGCACUUGAGUUGUAUAGGAAAGUACCAAACCUGAGAAUUCUGGCCUGUGGUGGGGAUGGAACGGUGGGCUGGAUUCUUUCCAUCCUGGAUGAACUGCAGCUGAGCCCCCAGCCUCCUGUGGGGGUUCUUCCUCUGGGGACAGGGAAUGACCUGGCUCGGACUCUCAACUGGGGAGGGGGCUACACUGAUGAACCUGUUUCUAAGAUUCUAUGCCAAGUAGAAGAUGGGACAAUUGUACAACUUGAUCGCUGGAAUCUCCAUGUGGAAAGAAACCCAGAUUUGCCUCCGGAAGAACUUGAAGAUGGCGUAUGUAAGCUCCCUCUGAAUGUUUUCAAUAAUUACUUCAGCCUUGGAUUCGAUGCUCAUGUCACACUGGAGUUCCAUGAAUCCAGAGAAGCAAAUCCAGAGAAAUUCAAUAGUCGUUUUCGAAAUAAAAUGUUCUAUGCUGGGGCAGCUUUUUCUGAUUUCCUACAGAGAAGUUCUAGAGAUCUAGCCAAACAUGUUAAAGUUGUUUGUGAUGGAACAGAUCUCACCCCAAAGAUUCAGGAACUGAAGUUCCAGUGUAUAGUAUUUUUAAAUAUACCCAGAUAUUGUGCUGGCACAAUGCCAUGGGGAAACCCGGGAGAUCACCAUGACUUUGAACCUCAGCGUCAUGAUGAUGGCUACAUUGAAGUCAUUGGAUUCACGAUGGCCUCUCUGGCUGCUCUGCAAGUUGGGGGCCACGGAGAAAGGCUACACCAGUGUCGGGAAGUCAUGCUUUUGACUUACAAGUCCAUCCCCAUGCAAGUGGACGGGGAGCCAUGUAGGUUGGCCCCAGCUAUGAUUCGGAUCUCCUUGAGGAAUCAAGCCAACAUGGUACAGAAGAGCAAGAGGAGAACGUCCAUGCCUUUACUCAAUGAUCCCCAGUCUGUCCCAGAUCGUCUGAGGAUCCGCGUGAACAAAAUCAGUUUACAAGACUAUGAAGGAUUCCACUAUGAAAAAGAGAAACUCCGGGAAGCUUCCAUUCCUCUGGGUAUUCUAGUUGUCCGUGGAGACUGUGAUUUGGAGACUUGCCGUAUGUACAUAGACCGCCUACAGGAGGACUUGCAGUCAGUUUCUUCUGGUUCCCAGAGAGUUCAUUACCAGGACCAUGAAACCUCCUUCCCCAGGGCUCUCUCAGCUCAGAGGCUGUCUCCCCGAUGGUGCUUCCUAGAUGCAACUUCUGCAGAUCGCUUUUAUCGAAUAGACAGAUCUCAGGAACAUUUGCACUUUGUGAUGGAGAUUUCCCAAGAUGAGAUUUUUAUUCUCGACCCAGAUAUGGUGGUGUCGCAGCAGGCAGGGACACCUCCAGGCAUGCCUGACCUGGUGGUGGAGCAGGCCUCUGGGCUGUCAGACUGGUGGAAUCCUGCCCUGCGGAAACGCAUGCUGAGUGAUAGUGGCCUGGGAAUGAUAACUCCCCACUAUGAUGACGAAGAUAGGAAAGAUCUCAGCCAUUCCCGUGUGCUACAGUCACCAGUCUCUUCAGAAGAUCAUGCAAUUUUGCAGGCAGUAAUAGCUGGUGAUCUUAUGAAGCUAAUAGAAAGCUAUAAAAAUGGCGGCAGUCUGCUAAUUCAGGGACCAGACCACUGUUCACUCCUUCACUACGCAGCUAAAACCGGCAACGGGGAGAUUGUGAAAUAUAUCCUUGACCACGGACCUUCUGAGUUAUUGGAUAUGGCAGACAGCGAAACGGGUGAGACGGCGCUGCACAAGGCUGCCUGCCAGCGGAACCGGGCCGUGUGCCAGCUUCUGGUGGAUGCGGGAGCAUCUCUGAGAAAGACAGACUCCAAGGGUAAGACACCGCAAGACAGAGCACAGCAGGCUGGGGACCCAGAUUUGGCUGCUUACCUAGAAAGCCGCCAGAACUAUAAGGUCAUCGGCCAUGAGGACCUGGAGACUGCUGUGUGACCAUGGUAGAUGAUCAGAGCAAACGUGAGCAAGCAUAUGACCUGCGUCCUCCCGGCCACUGGGCAGCUCUCGAGGAUGAAGCUGAUGGAAUCCAUAUGUCUCUCUCCUGCAAGAAUCUCUGAGACCAUGCCACCAGUUUUUAAGGGCUACCAGGAUGUACAACAGAACAUGAUAGCUCAUUGAGAAGGAGGCAGGCUACCUGGAGAUUUGUGGAGUACGAGUUCCACAAAAUUUGAUCCUUAUUGCUUCCAGCAAGUAGCAUGAACUUUUGUGUUCUCCGGUAUAAUUUAUUUUAAAGAUUCAAAGGAUGUUUGUAUAAAUGACACUGUUCCCCCCUCCCCCUACACAUCCAUCUUUCUCCUUUAUCACACAAUUCUACUGUAAUUACUCAUCAGCCUAAAAUUUAUUAUAUUAUCUCUUCUCUUUACAUUCAGUCUUUGAAGACCACAAGAUUGUCUGACAGUCUUUUAAAUCCCUCUGGAUGUCCUGCAGAAAUACAACUGUAAAACCAUUUCCAAGACUAAAUAGACCAAGACCACUCAGUGACUCUUCGCAUGUCCUGUCCCCCCCCACCCACCCCGUUUCAUUAUGGAAGAGCUGGGAAGUGCCUCAUGGCUAAUGUCAACUUGUGCGUUCUAUCUCUGAGGUCAUGCGAGGUGGCAUGGGAGCUGUCUGUACUUGGAGGUACCUCAGAGAGGUUACCCAAGGUCGGGUUACCCCUCGGCUGCCUGGGCCAUUGCCGCGAGCCAUGCAGGUCUGGUUCAGCUUGGGCUGUUUGUACAGCUCCGUACUGCCUAUGUGUAGCCAUCUUUGCCUUUUGGUGCAAUAGAGAUGAGCAAAGGAUUAGACAAAAGCCCAUAGCUAGUCCACUCAAUUUUAAGUCUUGUUUAAAUUAUAGGACAGAAGCUUGUCUGGGAACUGUGGAUACAGGAAGUGAAGCAAUCUGAUGAGGUUUACAUCUAGUCUUGUUGAAUUAUAAUAGAAAGAAACCUGAUCAACUUGGAAAAAAAAUAAAAGCAAAAGCAAAAGUAACAGCAUAUGUUAAGAUAAUACACUUGUGCAAGAAGCAGUCACUGGAAUUUUACACAGAGGUUAAUAACCAUAGUCUCUUGGUUAUCAUGCAGAGAGGGUCUCAUUGUGGGUCUUCGUUCAGAUUUUUGGUUUUUAUUAUUUCAAAGAUUGUUUGCCCCGAGGACCAAGUCUCAUUUAAUGAAUCCUACUGCCAGAUUUGCAGGAUGCCUGGAUCUUUCUAAUGAAUGCUGUACCUAUUGCUUUUCAGUUUCUGGGGUCAUGUCUGAUAAUUCCAUUUUCCAUAUAUGGGCUAGUCUAAUAUAUUCCUUUCUUGACUUUGUUUUUCCCGAUCAGAAAUUUCUUACUACAAACCACUAUAAAAGUCUAACCAGCAAUCUCUUGUCUGGUAGUGGAAUUGCCCUGUCUAAUCAUGCCAUGGAUCAGAUGGGACUUGGUGAUAACUAAAAUAUCAAGAGGAAAAAUAUUCUUUUUGUCCAAAUGUUGAUUCAGUAUAAAACAAAAAUAAAAGUGAGUUUUCAAGGGUUUUGUUUUUUGGCUAAAUCUGAUGUCUCCUGAGCUUCCUUCCAUUUUGCUCUUGGACACAGCAAAAUCAUUUCCUUAUUUUUUCUGCAUGUGAUCAUAAAUGAUAAUUUCUCUACAUUUAUUUUAAAGGCCCAGUAGUGACACAUUGUUUAUCUGAAUCACAUGUCGGCAGUACAUCAUCAUUUUGAAAGUGCAGAUAUGAUACACUAUGUUAAGUCAGAACAGCCUUUCAGGGGUUGGGGUUUUAUUACGACAGUCUCUCCAUAGUCACUUCAAACCCAAAUUGUUGGCAUCAUUUCCAGCUGUGGGAGAAGGAGCUGGUUAUGAGUCAUCUGUUGCCAUAUAUCAGUUACAGGACUGGAACUCUUUUUUAGAUUUUACAGUGGGGGAAUGAGGGACUACAGUAGAUUGUUUCCAGAAGCUGAGAGAAUAUAUAGUCCAGGAAAAUUUAAUCACUGGGAUUCUGCUAGGAGUUUUUUAGUUGGUGGAACUGUCAAGGAAAUAUUGUGAUGACAGGAAUGUAAUAUAAUCCUUAGAGCAGACUGGAAUCUGGCUUUGAAUGGUGCCUCUUAGCCUCUGGAUUGAGCCAAACAUUUGGCUUAGCAGCCAGUUACUCAUUCCCACUGCUGGGACAAGGGACUCUGGUUUCACUAAUGACCAUGUCGCAUUUCUCUCUGAAUGCUUCAUGGUAACCGGAGGGAAAUUUUAGAGGAGAGGUGCAUGUGUGCCAGUGUAUAACUACUGAAACAGUCCUGGUGCAUCUGAAAAUGGUUCAAGAAAAGGGAAAAGAGGAAUUAGAGCCUCUGGAUUAUUCAUGGAAAACAACACAUGAUCUAUCUCCUUGGAAUAGCAAGCACCUGCAGGAUUUAGGCUUUCCAGAAUGGAAGGAAGAAAGGAAGGAAGGAAGGAAGGAAGGAAAGAGCACAGAGCAGCCUCACAUUUAAUGUCCUCAGCAUUAAAUCCACCUCCUGUAGCAUUUUUAAUUGGUUGCUAUGUGUGACAGUACUGGGCUUUAGAAAGAGCCAAGAUCAUAGGUCCAGGAGUUUCCAUUUCAGUUUAGGUAGAUUGUAUCCCCUUUGGUAGGCUAUCAAGAGGUAUAGAAGCCAAUGAUCUGGUCCUGGUCAAAAACUCACAUAACUUUAACAGGCACAGACAUACGUACCUGUAGAAAAAUCAUUUUUACAAAGCCAGCUGGGACAGUGCAGCCGGAAGCAGCAGCCUUGCUGGUACUCCUGCCUGUGCAUGGUCCUUCCUGCUGUAGCACUGCCUGCUUUGGAGAUUCCACUUUUGGAUCAGGCUAAUACAGGGAUGGAAGCUGAAGAGUUAUUAAAAGAUAACUUUCUAUAUUUGCAAGCUUAUAUUCUGCUAUUACACCAUUAAUGAAAUAGAAGACAAUCACUGUGGAUUUAUCGCAUUUCAGGACUCAAUAAAGAACAGGAGAAGAUUAAUAAGCCAAGAAGGAACUAAACAUGACUGGGAAUUUUACUUUGAGACUUCUGGUUACCUUUAUAGAGAUGAUGACCGAAAACCAGGACAAGUUCUGAAACAGAUUGAGGCUGACAAAAGCAAGCUAUGGAAUCUGUAACAACUGCUGAAAAACCUGAGAUGCUCUGCUGCUCCACCUCUGUCCCCAGUGGCUCUUGUGCAGAUCUGUCUGUGUUAUGUGAUAUUCAACAGGUACUUCAUUUUCAUCUGGCCAUAGAAAUAGACCUUUCCCCUGAAGAAUCUCCUUAUUUGCUAGAGUCUUCAUUACCUUAGAAAAUGUGGGGCAGCCAUUUCAUUUCUUUAUGUUGUCAAUUUACUAACAAUAUUUAGACUUUUUUUAGUUAUGAAACAAGCACAGGCCUUUUACAAAAGGUUCUAAUACCACAGAUGAGUACCACAUGCGACAGCAUGGCAUCUCUUUGGUCUGGUGUCUUUUCGCAGUCCCUAGAGAUAAAUGCUAUUAACACAGAUAAACAUGGUUGUUUGUAAGUUGUGUUAGAAAUACACCAUUCAUACACAUAUGUGCAUGUAGAUGUAUACAUACAUGUUCACACACAUUCAUAUAUAGAAACAUGUUUAUUUGUAUACAUAUAUGUGUAUAUAUACUACAUACAUUCUGCAUAGGUUUAAAAAAGAGUAAAACUUUUAAAAGCAUGCUAAUCAUCUAUGUAUGUAUAGUAACACCAGCAAAACUAGGUAAGGUAACAGAAUUUUCAUUUGAUUUUUGAUCCCACCAUCACUGAAUUUCAUUUUAUCUCUGCAUUGAUGCCAUUGCACAUUUGUUAUAGCCUGUGUCAUAAAAUCCAUGACCAAGAGUUCAUGUUGUGUAUGUUCCUUUCCAUGAAGCAUGAAACCUACCUUUGCUGUAAGACUGGCCCAUCCUGCUUUUGGAUGAGUAGAGAAAGGAGAGUUCUUUCCUCUGUGACUCUCAGACCACACUCAGUAGUUUGUCUAAUGAUAACUGAUGAGGACAAGCUACUGUAGGGAAGGGGUGUCACAUGGAUAGGGUCUGGAGUCUGGGUAGCCAUUACUCAUCUCUUGUUGCACUUUUCUAGUCACAGUGACAGUCUUGUUCCUGGAUGAAUCCUGCUAAUACUGUUAGUAAUUGUGUCUUACAACUGCCAAGAUCUCCCUUGGAUAUUAUAAUCAAAAUGAAUCACAAUGACAUUUCUCCCUGGAGCAAGUGUCCAUGUUGCCCAAAAGGCAAGUGCUUAGCCACUGAUUUGGUCAUCUUAUGGGUUAAGGACAAGCUUGAUUCUGAGAAGUAAUCUAGGAGGGUUAGCACAUUUCUGUUCUAGUCACAUGAGAGGUCACCAUCAUGGCUGAUGUUUCCACAUCAGGUGAAUAAGCAGUAUGCCCUCUUGACAUUACCUGGAGGACUGCUUCUAUAUGUGCUAUACCCUGGGGGCUUCUGUGAAUUUUAGACCAUCUCUCCACAGUUUAAUGAGAAAUGACAACAACAAAAAAGAUGCAAGGACUAGUAGUAACCUGGACAACUUACUCUCCCAUGACAUUGAGAUUCGUUAAAGUGGUCCCAAAAAGAAAGCAGAAAAAUAUAAUUAUUAGGUUAUGAAAACAGAUAUUUUAUACUAGAAAUUUUAAAUUGGGAGAUGUCUUGAUAAAUUUCAGAGUCUUUUUAUACAUGCCUGCAGUCAUUGUGCAUGCAAUCAUAUGUUCAUGAAUUGAUCAUAUUUGCAUGUAUUUAAUCAUUUUUAAUAAAAUAUUUAUUACUCUGAUACAGAGUAUGCUAAGGAUAUAACAAUGAAUGCAAUAGAUAAAAUUCUUGAUUUCACCAAAGUAGCCAUCAAGGAAGCAUGUCGAAUUCCAGUGAGACAAGGUCUGUGCAUGAGAACUUCAACAUCCACUGGAAGUACAACUAAGGUGUUGUUGUAUUUGUCACUCAUUGGUCAACAGUAUUUUAGUUCUAUGAAAACAAUUUCAACAUGUCAAGAAACAACAAUAUUUUGCAUUUAGGUUUUGUUAGUAUUGGUAAUGUCCUUAAGAAUGUAUUUGAAACUAAGACUUUAAGAUGAGACUUUGAAGCACUGCUAGAGUAAGUUCUAAGACUCAUUUAUCACAGAUCUCAAGGACAAAACUAGGAAUAAUAAGCAGAAUUUGCAGUGGGUUUGGAUUAAAUAUAAAAAUGAAGUAUAAAUUGUCAAAGAGUGCAGUGGGCCUCCUUACAGUGUCAUAAUUUUGAGCUCAUGGGGGCAUGUAAGCAGAGGAUAUGAGACCAUUUUUAGUGUGCUUUUAUUGUACGGACCUGUGAUCUCAGGGGGCUGAAAUUAGAUGUUAUUUCCUGUAAAGUUUAUUUUUAAAAUUCCUUUGUUGAAUUGCAGGAUUUCAUUUUAGAAAUUCAUAAAAAUUUUGAUUUAAAAAAAAUCUUUAGAACAUUAUUUUAUACAUGAGAAGCUGUAAAAUCUUAGAGGAAAAUGCCUUUGCUUAUCAUUUAAUAAUUUUAAAACCACCUAAGCAUGAAUUGAGAAGGUAGCAAAAAGAAAACAUACUAGAAGGUUAACUUAAUUCAAAAUACUUCUGGAAGCAUUAUGGAUUUUGAUGAAUGUUCAUAGGCAUUCUCAAGUAAAAUCCUAUUAGAAAUCUGUCCAAUAUGAAAAAGUGCUAUGAUUUGCUAUUUACUAGAGUUCUGUAUAGUCUAAUAUAAUCACAGAAGAAAUUUCUGCAUAAAAGAUAAAGAUCUUUAGAAACCAAGCUAUGUACAUGAAGAGCAAUCAUGGCAAAUGCUCUGGCUUCUGCUACCAGCGUGGUAAUACAAGGAAAUACCUAACCAUGGAAGUAGCAAAAUGCUGUAUCAGUCUUUCUCCCAGCUUCAAAAGUUCCAACAUCUAGAGCUAAAUGACAUCUGAAAUGGAAGCCUUUGGUAGCAGCAACUAUAGAAACUAUCUUGUUUCUCAGUCCGUUGGUGAAACAUGCAUAUAGCUUUCAAUAUAAAAUAGCUUAAGCAACUAAAAUCUAUGCUGUUUAUUAACAAUCUCUAUAAUUUUAAUUGGUAUUUCAAGGCAUUUUUUACAUUUUUGAGCUUUGAUACAACCUCAUAAAGUGCAUACUGCAGAUAAUGCCUUCUAAAUGAAUUAACUGAAUCUCAGAGCCCUGAAUUCAACUUGCACAGAGUCACAUAGCAGGGGAUAAGACUGCAGCUAAAACUGAGGUUGUUAGAAAUUACAGACCAGGGCCAGGGAUUUAGCUCAGUGGUUCUGCCGCCUGCCUUGCGAGCACAAGGUCCCAAGUUCAAUCCCCGGUA
Heterocephalus glaber (naked mole-rat) is the source of this 9260-nucleotide messenger RNA. RefSeq names its product diacylglycerol kinase iota (gene Dgki). Gene Ontology annotation, molecular function: ATP-dependent diacylglycerol kinase activity; protein binding. Lineage: Eukaryota; Metazoa; Chordata; Mammalia; Rodentia; Bathyergidae. Gene Ontology annotation, biological process: phospholipase C-activating G protein-coupled receptor signaling pathway. The record is from RefSeq and is a predicted model, not a curated record. Gene Ontology annotation, cellular component: plasma membrane; glutamatergic synapse.